AUGUAUGAAAUGGUUAAAGACUUUACUUACUUUGUAAUAACAUGUGAAUUAAGAUCACAAACACACAACGGUAAUUUUCAUAAUUAUAUGACUGUUGACGAAUUGGAAUAUUAUUUUGGAACGCCAACAAUAUCAUUAAUACCAGAAUAUGAUGUGAUAUUUUUACCAACAAUUUAUAAACAAAUAUCACAAAUGAAGAAACGUUCAUCAAAUAAAAUGCAGUAUAAGAACAGGAUACCAAAUUAUAAAUACAGUUUUCAAGCAUUUGGAAGGAUGUACGAUCGCCAGGAAAUUAAACCACUUACACGACGAUUAGAAUCAUUCUUCAAGUUAACUGAACCAUUAUCAGAAUAUAAUACAAAUGACGAUAAUAAUUUAAAGGAAAUUCCACAUAUUAUUAAACGUAGCGAUGAUAAUUUUCCAUCAGUUGAAAAUUUACCAUGGUUCGAAUUAGAAGAUUUUGAUAUUGAUUCACAACGUGUUGAAAUUACACCAAUUGAUAAUUGGCAACAACAAAAUCCUAUGAUAUUAAAUAAAAGAAAAGCAGAUAAGUUAACGAUUGAAUUGGCGCUAUUUUUCGAUGCUGCAGCAUAUAAAAUUUUUGCUCCAUACAUGGAUAAUAAUGAUAAACAUAUCAGAGAUAUGCUAUUGGCUUAUAUGAACGGGGUGCAAGCAUUAUAUCAUCAUCCAAGUUUGGGUGCAUCAAUUGAUUUAGUUAUUGUUCGAAUGGAUAUAAUGAAAACACAACCAAAUGAUCUACCACAUUAUGAUGGAGAAAGAAGUAAAUUGUUAAAUUCAUUUUGUGAUUAUCAGAAAUCAAUAAAUCCAUCAGGAGAUGCAGAUCCACAUCAUUGGGAUAUGGCACUUUAUGUAUCUGGCUUGGAUUUUUAUGCAAUGGAAAAUGGGCGAAAAAGUGGUAUCACAAUGGGCUUAGCAACUGUUGGCGGUGUAUGUUUAGAUAAAUAUGCUUGUAUUAUUGCAGAACUGGGUACAACAAAUGUUUUUGGCAAACCAUAUCCUAGUGCAGGUUUCACAAGUGUUUACAUAAUGGCUCAUGAAAUGGGACAUAAUUUAGGUAUGCAUCACGAUAGUUAUGGAAACAAUUGUCCAAAAGAUGGUUAUAUAAUGUCACCUUCGCGUGGUACAAAUGGCGAAACCUUGUGGUCAUCAUGUAGCGCUGAAGUUGUACAAAAAUUAGGUUGGGCAAAAUGUUUAUAUGAUACACCAAAAAAACCAAAUAAAGAAUUAGAUCACACAAAAUUCUUGGACUUACCCGGGCAAAAGUACACAGCAAAAAAACAAUGUGAAUUUCUUUUGAGAGAUCGAGAUGCAAACAUCCUACCAAGUCAAGAUUUAUCUUCCAUAUGCUAUAAUUUACAAUGUAAAACACCCCAUCGUAGUGGUUUUUAUUUUGCUGGACCAGCAUUGGAAGGAACAUCGUGUGGAGAUAGAAAAUGGUGCAUUGGAGGGGAUUGUGUAAAAACAUUCAAACCAAAACCGGUGAAUAUAAUACCCGGUGGAUGGAGUGAAUGGAAUAUAACAAAAUGUAAAUCGGGGUGUAUUGAAAAAUCCCUUGGUUAUCAAGAACGACGUCGAAGUUGUACAAAUCCGGUACCAGUAAAUACAGAAGAAGGGUGUGAUGGCUUUGGUUACGAUGUGAUUCUUUGUAAAGAUGAUAAGAUUUGUAAAACUUCAAAGAGAAAAUCUGUAACCAAAUAUGCAACUGAACAAUGUCGUCAAUUUGCCAAAAGAUUGCCUGAGUUAGAUCCAAAUAGUUCUGGAUUACAGGCACCUCAUGAAGAAGCUCGGCCUUGGAUGGGAUGUGCUAUAUUUUGUCGGCGUAAAACAUCAGGUACCUUCUAUACUCCGCGGUUAGAACUAAAUGAUAUUGGAAUUUCUCCCUAUUUUCCUGACGGAACAUGGUGUCAUAAGGAUGGUGGAGGUGAUUAUUAUUGUGUUCAGCAUCACUGCUUACCAGAGAAUUUCCAAUUUACGAAGACGAAUCUAUGGAAUGGUUUUGGCGAAGAUAUUCCUAUACCACAAAAUGCACAUCCAUUAGAUCAUCCACUUCCACCGUCAUUGCUCUCAUACUUAUCAUUGGGUCCAGAUGGCAAACCUCUACAAACAACAUUAAAGCCAGGCGAUACGCAACCACCAAAAGAACAAGAUUGGGAGAUCACUGAUUACUUUGAAUUACCUAAUCAUUCGAUUAAUGAAAUUUUACCAGAU
Molecule: messenger RNA, 2229 nt
Organism: Chrysoperla carnea
Lineage: Eukaryota; Metazoa; Arthropoda; Insecta; Neuroptera; Chrysopidae
Product: A disintegrin and metalloproteinase with thrombospondin motifs adt-1-like
Exons: 12
Biological process (GO): extracellular matrix organization; proteolysis
Cellular component (GO): extracellular matrix
Molecular function (GO): metalloendopeptidase activity
Source: RefSeq, a predicted model, not a curated record